This is a messenger RNA of Hylaeus anthracinus, 3640 nucleotides long. RefSeq lists its product as uncharacterized. The transcript is spliced from 7 exons. Bases 380 to 3178 code for a protein of 932 amino acids. Gene Ontology annotation, molecular function: GTPase activator activity. Gene Ontology annotation, cellular component: cytoplasm. Lineage: Eukaryota; Metazoa; Arthropoda; Insecta; Hymenoptera; Colletidae. Gene Ontology annotation, biological process: regulation of small GTPase mediated signal transduction; signal transduction. The record is from RefSeq and is a predicted model, not a curated record.
AUCCUAUAAUAUCAUCCCUGGGUUGAAGUUCUUCACAUUACAUAACCACAGGCAAGAGCGCGUUAGCGGCUUUCAUAGGGAACUGCCUUGACAUUCUUGGAGCCAAAUGGAACAAAAACUCACAGAGCUUCAAUCAGAUACGAAUGAAUGAGAAUGGUAUUGUCAUGUAAUUUGCCCUGUACAUACGUAACCCAAUUGUUUAAAUUAUUUUAUAAAAGAUGUUUUGUAUGCACGAUUAUAUGAAUGUGGCGGUUACAGCGAAAAAGAGUUCGAUCAGAUAAAAGGAUAGUAACCGUCGUUAACGAAACUGUAACGAGUGUGUGUGCAAGAUUCAAAGAUGUCAGAACGUGUUUAAAUUGUCGUUAUCGUGGUAUUAACAAUGGAAGAUUUUAACGAUAAUGUGGAUGGUAAAUUGGCUUUUAGAAUGAGAAAAGUCAAUCCGGAACAGUUCCACACCCUCGUCAAAAUGCAUUUGUCUUUCGAAUUGGAUCUCAAUACCGAAGACAACGACUGUUUCAAUGAAAAAGCAAAAUUGAAGAAAUGGGGUCUCUUGAGCUUUACAAAGAAACCUAAAUCAACAAUUAAUUUACAAAAAGGUAUAGAAGGUGCUAGUUUGACAGAGGAUGGAAUUAAUCAAGUGAAACAAUUGAUAGAAUAUUUGUCCAAGGAACAAAACAUUGUUCAAGAAGGUAUAUUUAGACGUACUGGUAAAUUGACAAGACAACAAGAUUUGAAAAUUACAAUGUACCAAGGCAUUCCCUUAGACCUUCAUGAUGGACGAUAUAGUGUUCAUGACUGUGCAUCAGUAUUAAAGGGAUUUUUGGCAGAACUGCCAGAACCAUUAUUGUCAGAUUUGCAUUAUCCUGCACAUUGCCAAAUUGCUGAAUUGUGCAGUACUGAUGUAAAUGGCAACGAUGCAAAAUUAUUAAGAGCUCUGCAAUUGCUUUUAUUACUUUUACCAUCUAUGAACAGAAUUUUACUUAAAUAUGUGCUAACACUUCUUAACAAAACAGCUAGUUUUGAAUAUAAAAAUAAAAUGAAUUGUGAUACACUUGCUACGCUUUUCACUCCACAUUUGAUGUGUCCAAGAAAAUUGUCACCAGAAGCUUUACAUAUCAAUUCUCAAAAUUUAUCAUGUUUAGUUGCUUUUAUGAUUAGAAAAGGGAUUGAAUUAUUUGAAAUUCCACCAAAAUUAGCUACAGACAUCAGAGCAUAUUGGGUAGAACAGGAAAGAAAAUUGCUGAGUCCUAAGAAUAUUGAUUUAAAUGAAUCUAUACCGGAUGCAACAGGUACAGCACAUACUGUAUUUAGUUUCGUUGACCAUAAAUUAACAGCAAAAGCAAAUUCUACUCAAGAUACUCAAGCAGCUUUAGCUCAACUUUAUGCUCACAUACAAGCUAUGCCAGAAUCAGCUAAAAAGCGCAGGCUUGUAAAACAAUUUAACAAAGAAAAUGGUCAAGGCACACCAAGACAAGUUAAAAAUUGUCGAACUAAAAGUCUUGGAGAUUCAAUAAAGAAGCAUAUAUUUCAAAAGAAGAUCUUGGGGCAUAAGAAAUUUCUUGAUCUUAAUAUAGGUUGCAAUAUCACUAGAUCAAGUAGCGAAGAAAAUAUAUUAUCAUCGAAUCUUGAACAAUCAUUACUUCAAACAAAAGUACUGUUCAGUAAAUCAGAUGAUGAACUUAGUAUAGAAAAUUGCGAUACAAAUAAUGACAGUUUCCUUCAUACUAAACAUAUUAGUAAUAGUACUGGUAGCCUUAAUACUCCUAUACUGAGGAAUUACAAAGACAAGAGAAAGGCUAUGUUCAUGAGAUUUGUAAAUAUAAAAGAGGAAGAAAUGAACGAAAAAUAUAAUGAAUGGAGUGUAAACAACUCUAUCAAAAGAUUUGAAAAUGCUUCAUAUACAAAUGAUUCUACGUGUUCAAAGACAGGUGAAGGAAGCAUAUCCUUGCAAGAAGAACAUUUUAAUAUUGACGACUUAAGACGUGACAAUGAUACUGCAGCUAAUAUUAUCAGACUAUCUAGACAGCUUAGCGAACCACCUGAUAUGUAUUCUUCUCAAAGUACUUUAAAUGAAACUAGAGAAAAUGAAUUAGUCAGACAAAAUUCAGAACCUACAUUAUCAAUGUCGAAAGUAACUAAUGUAGACAUGGCUUCCUCUUCUAAGUGUUUUGAAAGCAACAAGAAGUUAUUGGAACAUUCAAAAAUGGAUCUACACACUGAUAGCGCAUGUGUUCACUUAUCUCCUAUUGUGAAGAAUAGACUUUGGAAUGUAUAUGUCGCCCAUACGUCAACGCCAUCAAAUUUAUUGCGCAAAAGCUUAGUUACUAACGAUUAUAUGUUAACUCCUAUUACUAACAAUGAUAAGAGCAUGAGUCCAAUUACCCAAAGUGCAACUAAGAUGACAAAAGCAAUGCAGGAAACAAUGAUGACACCACGAUCUAGAAAACCAGUAAUGAUGGUUUCGGGUUCAAACCUUUGUAAUCUUGCUAGUGUUAAUAAUAGCUGGAGUCAACAUAAUGUAUCUAACAAUAUACGUACUUCAAAUCUAGAUAUAAUUGGACCCAUUAACUAUGCUUCAAUUCUAGAAGAAUCCCAAAGACCUAACAGUACAAACAGCGAAAUCAUUUAUGGGGAGAGUAUUGAUUUAGAAGAGAAAGAAAACUUAGUCAGUGAUGUAGGAGAAAAACGGAAGUUUCUCACAUCCGUUGCAGAUGACUGUUGUGCAGUUACUCAACAAAGUACUAUGUCCAUAACGAGCACAUUUAGAGAAUAUUUGUUAUCUAGAAGUGUUUUAACUGCUAGUCCUGUUGACCUCAGUUUUUCAUCACGAACAGGAGAUUUUGAACAAUCAGAGUCUGACUUAAACAUCUUAAACGAAGAUCGCCUUUCUGAUAGUUUAUUAUGCUGUUUAAAUGGUAAUAAUCCAGAAUCUGAUACUUCUGGUAUUGUUUCUGGUAGCACUAAUAGCGCAAACAAUUCCUUAGAAAAAAAGGAUGAAACUGUAAGUUCACCAAGAAAACGAGCAACUAGUUUACAGCGUAAUGAUUCCAAAAGAUCAGUAAAGGAAAGCAGGACAUUAAAAAGUAUACGAGGACAAGGCUUUAAGCAUAAACAAUUGAGCGAAUCAACGUUAAAUUCAGUGAAAGUAAAAGAUACAUUUCAAGAGACAUCAUUUUGAGAUUUAAAGUGAUAUACUUAAAAUAUAAAUCAAUAUCAACGUAUUUCAACACUAUAGUGUUCAUGAUACGUUAACGUUUCUUUAAUUAUGCAAUUAUAUCUUUCUUUUAUUUUAAGGAUGUUAUUUUAGAAAAACAAAAUUGACAAGAAUUAACAAUAUCAUAAAAACCUACAAAGUCGAUAGGUUUGUUCAUCAAUGUUAGUAGAAAGUGAAAAGUGUAGGAUAUAAUUCUAUUGUGUACAUUUGUGUGUUUCUUCGAAUUCUGUUUAAUUUUUAUACGUUCAUAAUAAAAAGUAGUGUAUCAUUAUGUGAUAUAUACGAAUUUGUAAUAUUUACAUUGUGAACAGUUUUGUACUAAAGUUUAAAGUAUAACACAUUUAUUUUAUAUACUGCCAAAAAGUUUACGAGGCAUGUUUUUUGUUAAAUUAGCAAUCUAUAAAUAAAUUUUUUUGCACAACAAUA